Molecule: messenger RNA, 1775 nt
Organism: Prosopis cineraria
Lineage: Eukaryota; Viridiplantae; Streptophyta; Magnoliopsida; Fabales; Fabaceae
Product: probable magnesium transporter NIPA6
Exons: 9
Coding region: 215-1267 (350 amino acids)
Biological process (GO): magnesium ion transport
Cellular component (GO): membrane
Molecular function (GO): magnesium ion transmembrane transporter activity
Source: RefSeq, a predicted model, not a curated record
AAAUUUUGUUCGUCGAAUAAUUGGGCUGUACAGUGGAUAUGCAUCGUCUCUUUUUCAGCUUUUCAUCGCCAAAGGCAACAAGUCACAAGAAAAUCACGAAUUGGGCAAGGAUGAUCUGAGGAAAGGAAGACAAAUUCUGCUCGUGUUGGAGCUUAUCGAUGAAGAGAAGAAGAAAGAGGUUGAAAUCAGACAAUAAUAGUGACGAAUUUUCGAUAUGGGUAUCUCCGAUGAGAAUCUGAAAGGUGUUAUUCUAGCAUUGCUUUCAAGUGGGUUCAUUGGGGCAAGCUUUAUCAUCAAGAAGAAGGGCCUCAAAAGAGCAGCUGCAGCUUCGGGUGUCAGGGCUGGUGUUGGUGGGUAUUAUUAUCUCUUGGAGCCACUCUGGUGGUUGGGGAUGAUCACAAUGAUUGUUGGAGAGGUUGCAAACUUUGUUGCAUAUGCAUUCGCCCCAGCAGUUCUAGUUACCCCUCUUGGAGCAUUAAGUAUAAUUGUGAGUGCUAUUUUGGCUGACAUUAUUCUGAAGGAGAAGCUACACCCGCUUGGGAUCAUGGGCUGUGUAAUGUGCAUUGUUGGUUCUGUCAUUGUUGUUAUUCAUGCACCCAAGGAGCAUCCUAUUGACUCUGUUAAGGAAAUAUGGACUAUGGCUACUCAACCAGCCUUUCUGGUAUAUGUGUGCUCAGUUGUAGUUUUGGUUUUCAUUCUUGUCUUCCAUUUUGUACCAAGCUGUGGGCAUACCAAUGUGCUAGUUUACACCGGAAUUUGUUCAUUGGCAGGGUCCCUCUCGGUCAUGAGCGUUAAAGCCCUUGGAACUUCAUUAAAAUUAACUUUUGAAGGCAACAAUCAGUUAAUCUACCCAGAGACUUGGUUUUUUAUGUUGGUUGUGGCUACAUGUGUCAUCACUCAAAUGAAUUAUCUCAACAAGGCUCUUGACACCUUCAACACUGCAGUUGUCUCUCCAAUAUAUUAUGUCAUGUUUACAACACUUACAAUCCUUGCCAGUGUAAUAAUGUUUAAGGAUUGGGAUGGUCAAAGUGGUGGGACCAUUGUGUCAGGUAUAUGUGGCUUUAUUAUUGUGCUCUCUGGCACAAUAUUAUUACAAGCAACCAGGGACUAUGAGAAAAGCCCUUCUUAUAGAGAAGGAAACAGCACACCUUUUUCGCCUUCAUUAUCAGUGAGACUUUGUAACGGAAAUGCGGAAUUCUUGAAACAUGAUGAGGAAAAUAUGCCACCAUCUGAUAGCAUGUGUUUAAAAAGACAAGAAUUAUACUAGAUUGUUUUUUAUCUGAGACCACAAAAGUUCCUGAUUCAAUUGUUGAAUCUGGGGAAGGCAAAAAGCUUGGAUUCUGCAGAGCACAGGCAUGCCCAUCAGAGGAUAUUGUACAUUUUUUCAUGUAAUGAAACCAUAGAAGGGGGUUUUGGAGCCAUUAUGUUCAUAUGAGAAUCUCAGGAUUUUUGUCAUGGAGGUUCAUCUAGUUGGAAGAUGAUUCAAGAACUGAUCCGAUGCCUUGCAGAAUAGCUGGUCUCUGAGAAAUAGUUUACCCACUUAAACAGUGUGUGAACCUCUCUGCACAGCAACAGCAAGGAUUGAAGAUUUGCUUGCGAGAACUCAGUCAUCUUCAAUGUGAUUUUUUUUUAAUUACAUGCAGAUAUCCUUUUAUUGAAGGUAACCUUGCUCAAGACAUCUUCAAUGUGAUUUUUUUUUUUUGGCUUAGAAUGCUAAAUUUUUGUUGCUUGUAAGCAUGGAGAUGCAAAUGGAGCAAAGCAGUUGUUCUUCAGCA